Messenger RNA from Phragmites australis (common reed), 2138 nucleotides. RefSeq names its product guard cell S-type anion channel SLAC1. Gene Ontology annotation, biological process: stomatal closure; transmembrane transport; intracellular monoatomic ion homeostasis. Gene Ontology annotation, cellular component: membrane. Gene Ontology annotation, molecular function: voltage-gated monoatomic anion channel activity. The transcript is spliced from 3 exons. Lineage: Eukaryota; Viridiplantae; Streptophyta; Magnoliopsida; Poales; Poaceae. Bases 305 to 2020 code for a protein of 571 amino acids. The record is from RefSeq and is a predicted model, not a curated record.
AGAGCACAGCCAACGGAUUAUACAUCUCGUGACCUCGCCAAGUCGCCACUGAUUUCUUCCUUUCGAGCAAAAGGCAUGGCCAGCAACAAUCCAUCACCUCCCCAUCGACCAACCACUUGGACAGCAAUGGCUUCUCCCUUCGACCUCCAUGCAUGCACGCGGUGCCGCCGGCCGGUGCACGGGAAAGCACCGAUCACGUUGACAUACUGCGCCGACUAUAUAUCGACGCUGAACAUAGCACGAUCAACAUUUCUAGCAUCUCGUUCCUGGGAGAGUGGGAGUAGCUAAUCGUGUAGCUGUAGAAAUGGCAACCGAGCUUUCGUCUUCUUCGACGGGCCAACACACGGUCGACAUUGGCGCGGCGCCACCCGAGGACGCGCGGCAGACGGCGAUGAGCGGGCCGCUCAACAUCCGUGGCGAGCGGAGGCCGCCGCCGAUGCAGAGGGCCUUCAACAGGCAGGUCUCCCUCGGCAGCGGCGUGACGGUGAUGGGCAUGGACAGAGGGGGGAGGAACGGUGGCGGUAGGGGCCAACGCGCCCUCCCGCGCAGCGGCAGGAGCCUCGGGGUGCUCAACCACGGCGGCGUCCUUGGCCCGGCCGGCGGUGACGGCGCGGCCCGCAGGGGCGACUUCAGCAUGUUCCGGACCAAGUCCACGCUGAGCAAGCAGAACUCGCUGCUGCCGACGAGAAUUAGGGAGUCCGACGCCGAUCUGCCGACGCACGUUGAGGACAUGUCGGCCGGCAGGCCAGCGGAGGACCCGCUCAACAAGAGCGUCCCCGCCGGCCGGUACUUCGCCGCGCUCCGCGGCCCUGAGCUAGACGAAGUCCGCGAUUACGAGGACAUCCUGUUGCCCAAGGACGAGGUGUGGCCGUUCCUGCUGCGGUUCCCGAUCGGUUGCUUCGGUGUGUGCCUCGGGCUCGGCAGCCAGGCCAUUCUGUGGGGCUCGCUGGCGGCGAGCCCGGCGAUGCGCUUCCUCCACGUGACGCCCAUGAUCAACGUCGCGCUGUGGCUGCUCGCGGUCACCGUGCUCGUCGCGACGUCCGUCACCUACGCGCUCAAGUGCGUCUUCUACUUCGAGGCCAUCCGCCGCGAGUACUUCCACCCGGUCCGCGUCAACUUCUUCUUCGCGCCGUGGAUCGCGGCCAUGUUCCUCACCAUCGGCCUGCCCCGCGCCUACGCGCCCGGGCGGCCGCACCCGGCCGUGUGGUGCGCGUUCGUCGUGCCUCUGUUCGCGCUCGAGCUCAAGAUAUACGGGCAGUGGCUGUCCGGCGGCAAGCGGAGGCUGUGCAAGAUGGCCAACCCAUCGUCCCAUCUCUCGGUGGUGGGAAACUUUGUCGGGGCCAUCCUGGCGGCGAGGGUCGGGUGGACGGAGGCCGGCAAGUUCCUCUGGGCCAUCGGGGUCGCGCACUACAUCGUCGUGUUCGUGACGCUGUACCAGCGGCUACCCACCAACGAGGCGCUCCCCAAGGAGCUGCACCCGGUGUACUCCAUGUUCAUCGCCACGCCGUCGGCCGCGAGCCUCGCCUGGGCCGCCAUAUACGGCAGCUUCGACGCCGUGGCGCGCACCUUCUUCUUCAUGGCGAUCUUCUUGUACAUGUCCCUUGUCGUGCGUAUCAACUUCUUCCGCGGGUUCCGGUUCUCCCUCGCAUGGUGGUCGUACACGUUCCCCAUGACCACGGCGUCGCUCGCCACCGUCAAGUACGCCGAGGCUGUGCCGUGCUUCACGAGCAGGGCCCUCGCGCUGAGCCUCUCCCUCAUGUCGACGACGAUGGUGUCGCUGCUGCUGGUGUCGACGCUCCUGCACGCGUUCGUCUGGCGGUCGCUCUUCCCCAACGACCUGGCCAUCGCCAUUACCAAGGACCGGCAGAACGGCCCGGUGAAGCCGAACGGCAGAGGGAGGAAGGCCAGCAAGAGGGUGCACGACAUCAAGAGGUGGGCCAAGCAGGCGCCCCUCUCGCUCGUGUCUUCCAUCACCAAGAGCAACUCGGCGGACAAGGAGGAAGAGGAGAAAACAGAAUAGGAAUUGUUAAUGACGCUCGUUACCGGCAGUUGGAGCAUAUAGGCCAUGUUUUGAGUGUAUACUAGUAAGGUAUCCGUGCGUUGCUACGGUAUAUAUAUUUCGAACGUGUGUUUUAUUA